Messenger RNA from Xenopus tropicalis (tropical clawed frog), 3528 nucleotides. RefSeq names its product PBX/knotted 1 homeobox 1 (gene pknox1). Lineage: Eukaryota; Metazoa; Chordata; Amphibia; Anura; Pipidae. Gene Ontology annotation, cellular component: nucleus. The coding region runs from base 287 to 1597 and encodes 436 amino acids. The record is from RefSeq and is a predicted model, not a curated record. The transcript is spliced from 13 exons. Gene Ontology annotation, biological process: animal organ development; regulation of DNA-templated transcription; positive regulation of transcription by RNA polymerase II. Gene Ontology annotation, molecular function: DNA binding.
CUAAAGGGCGGCAUGGUAAUAAGCGGCGUGGUACGUGAUGACGUAGGCGCCCCUGCGGGUCCCGAUUGCUGCAGCCGCUUGUCAGUGUGACGAAGAUUGGCAGCGGGUUACAGGGCCCCAUUCUGCAGAGGAACACAGCCAUGCAGGAGCAGUGGGGAUAGAGAAGCUGAGAGGUUCAAGGCGAGUGUGACGGCACAAGCACAAACAUUCUUUCCCCACACAGAUACUGGCUCAGGAGCCCAGGCCCACAGUCACCGUGAUGUGAAAGGCCAAGGCGCAGGGCAUCAUGAUGUCUGCUGAGAGACUGGACAUGGACAAUUACUCAGAGGAACAGCAGUUACAAGUCAUCACUCAGUUUAAGACUGAGGAAGACCCUGUGUGUGUCAAUCCGUCUGACCCAUCCCCUGCGUCUGGGGAGAAUCCUAUGGAGGCGGAUAAACAGUCCAUAUACAGGCACCCACUCUUCCCCCUUCUUGCUCUGCUCUUUGAGAAAUGUGAAGGCUGCACACAGGGGGCCGAAGGCACAACCUCCGCCAGCUUUGACUUGGAUAUUGAGACAUUCGUCAGGCGCCAUCACAAGGAGGGCAAGGAUUUCUUCUCCGAUGACCCAGAGACUGACAGCCUGAUGGUGAAAGCGAUCCAGGUGCUGCGGAUCCACCUGUUGGAGCUGGAGAAGGUGAAUGAGCUCUGUAAGGAUUUCUGUAGUCGCUACAUCUCCUGCCUGAAGACUAAAAUGAACAGCGAGACGCUGCUGAGCGGCGAGGCUGCCGGUCCUUACUCACCUGUACAGAGUGGGAUCAGCUGGGGUGGAACUAAGGAACGGAGUGGGAUCGGUGGGACCCUCAGCCCGCAGGGAAUUGUACUUCCAGCCUCAGCUUUGCAGCAAGGGAAUGUGGCCGUGGCAACCAUGGCAGGUGGCACUGUGUACCAGCCUGUGACUGUUGUUACCCCCCAGGGGCAGGUUGUGGCUCAGGCUCUGUCCCCUGGCACCAUCCGCAUUCAGAACUCUCAGCUGCAGUUACAGCUCAGUCAGGAUCUGGGGCUUCUGCACUCGGAUGACGGAUCUGGAAAGAACAAACGAGGGGUCCUUCCCAAACAGGCCACUAACGUCAUGAGAUCCUGGCUCUUCCAGCACAUUGGGCACCCGUACCCCACAGAGGAUGAAAAGAAGCAGAUUGCGGCGCAGACAAACCUGACGCUGCUCCAGGUUAAUAACUGGUUUAUCAAUGCCCGACGCAGGAUCCUGCAGCCCAUGUUGGACUCCAGCAGCAGCGACACCCCCAAGGCCAAGAAGAAGAGUGGGCAGAGCCGCCCGGUGCAGAGAUUCUGGCCCGACUCCAUAGCCGGGGGGGCACAGCCGGGCACAGACAUUGGCAUUGCUGAUGGCACCGUCGUGACUCUGUCGGCCCCCGGGGGUCUCGGAACAGACAGCUUGCAGUCGCUGACAUCGGACGGCGCCACCCUGGCCGUGCAGCAGGUGAUGCUGGGGGGGCAAAGCGAUGACGACUCGCUGGAUACAGACCAGGAGGAAACAGACACUGGAAUCAGUGAAGGGGAGCUGAGGGGACUGGUACUGAGCAGCGGGGGGCUGCAGUGAUACAGAUUGCUCCCUACUGCCCCGUGGGUUGCACGGAACUCUCCUUGGGGGGGCGCCCAUGUAACCUGCCCACAGUGUGCUGAACUGCCCCCCGCUGCCAAUCACCGUAUCCUUCACUUGUGACAAUGAAUUUUGCACCUUAAUAAGUGGACUGUGGCUCCCAGGGGUCCCCUAGAGCCAAGGGGGAAGUGACCCAAACAGAACCGGAGCGGGGGCUUUGUCAUGUGGACAAUAAAGGGCUCUCCCAGCCCAGAAAGGGGGAUUUUGUAUGAUGUGUAGGUCACUGCCGGCCAGAUGGUUGGUCACUUGUGUUAUUAUUAUCCCGGGGUGUCUCGAGUGAGAGUGCGGGUGGCUCUCACACUGGGCUGCCAUGUUGUACGUGCCAACUCCUACAGCCCAUGGACUGGAUGAGUUAUGGUGCCAGUCACACUGGGAUGCCAUGUUGUACGUGCCAACUCCUACAGCCCAUGGACUGGAUGAGUUAUGGUGCCAGUCACACUGGGCUGCCAUGUUGUACGUGCCAACUCCUACAGCCCAUGGAUAGUAUGAAUUAUGGUGCCAGUCACACUGGGCUGCCAUGUUGUACGUGCCAACUCCUACAGCCCAUGGACUGGAUGAGUUAUGGUGCCAGUCACACUGGGCUGCCAUGUUGUACGUGCCAACUCCUUCAGCCCAUGGACUGGAUGAGUUAUGGUGCCAGUCACACUGGGCUGCCAUGUUGUACGUGCCAACUCCUACAGCCCAUGGAUUGUAUGAGUUAUGGUGCCAGUCACACUGGGCUGCCAUGUUGUACGUGCCAACUCCUACAGCCCAUGGAUUGUAUGAGUUAUGGUGCCAGUCACACUGGGCUGCCAUGUUGUACGUGCCAACUCCUACAGCCCAAGGACUGGAUGAGUGAUGGUGCCAGUCACACUGGGCUGCCAUGUUGUACGUGCCAGCUCCUACAGCCCAUGGAUUGUAUGAGUUAUGGUGCCAGUCACACUGGGCUGCCAUGUUGUACGUGCCAACUCCUACAGCCCAUGGAUUGUAUGAGUUAUGGUGCCAGUCACACUGGGCUGCCAUGUUGUACGUGCCAACUCCUACAGCCCAUGGACUGGAUGAGUUAUGGUGCCAGUCACACUGGGCUGCCAUGUUGUACGUGCCAACUCCUGCAGCCCAUGGAUUGUAUGAGUUAUGGUGCCAGUCACACUGGGCUGCCAUGUUGUACGUGCCAACUCCUACAGCCCAUGGAUUGUAUGAGUUAUGGUGCCAGUCACACUGGGCUGCCAUGUUGUACGUGCCAACUCCUACAGCCCAUGGAUAGUAUGAAUUAUGGUGCCAGUCACACUGGGCUGCCAUGUUGUACGUGCCAACUCCUACAGCCCAUGGACUGGAUGAGUUAUGGUGCCAGUCACACUGGGCUGCCAUGUUGUACGUGCCAACUCCUUCAGCCCAUGGACUGGAUGAGUUAUGGUGCCAGUCACACUGGGCUGCCAUGUUGUACGUGCCAACUCCUACAGCCCAUGGAUUGUAUGAGUUAUGGUGCCAGUCACACUGGGCUGCCAUGUUGUACGUGCCAACUCCUACAGCCCAAGGACUGGAUGAGUGAUGGUGCCAGUCACACUGGGCUGCCAUGUUGUACGUGCCAGCUCCUACAGCCCAUGGAUUGUAUGAGUUAUGGUGCCAGUCACACUGGGCUGCCAUGUUGUACGUGCCAACUCCUACAGCCCAUGGAUUGGAUGAGUUACGGUGCCAGUGUGUGUGGGAUAGACACCAUGAUGGCACUCUGGGGGUGGCACUGGGCCACCAUGGUUAUUUCCCAGCCAUUACAGCCCAUGUGUUGGGUGCCACCCGCAGUGCCCUCCAUUGGGCGCAUAAAUGGCUGAUUUUACUCCCCUAAUGAUAGAACUGUAUUUUUGUAGGGUUGUGAGAAAAUAAACCUUGGAACAUCC